Messenger RNA from Fopius arisanus, 1273 nucleotides. Its product is annotated as glyoxylate reductase/hydroxypyruvate reductase-like. The transcript has 4 exons. Gene Ontology annotation, molecular function: hydroxypyruvate reductase (NADH) activity; glyoxylate reductase (NADPH) activity; hydroxypyruvate reductase [NAD(P)H] activity. Gene Ontology annotation, cellular component: cytosol. The record is from RefSeq and is a predicted model, not a curated record. Bases 107 to 1084 code for a protein of 325 amino acids. Lineage: Eukaryota; Metazoa; Arthropoda; Insecta; Hymenoptera; Braconidae.
AUCCGUAUUUCUUCUGACAUUCUAUAUAAACGUUUCGAACAAGACCACGAGUUAUUCGCUUACUUUUUCAGAUAGGGAAUUUAUCGGUCGGUCUUAUCGUGUGAUUAUGUCAGUUGUUGAAGUCAUGACGAAGCCGAAAGUACUGGUCACCAGCUGCGAGACCCCAAAAACCGGCAUCGACCUCCUGAAAGUCACUUGUGAUGUCACGAUUCUUCCCUACGUCGAGCCCACGAUAGAGCAAGUGUACGCGGCCCUCCCAGGGCAUGACGCGGUUUUUCUCUCUGGACAUGUGACCGUGAAUUCCAAGUUUCUGGACAUCGCUGGUCCCAACCUGAAGGUGGUUUCGACGAUGUCCGCUGGUUACGAUCACCUGGACGUUCCGGAAAUUAAAAGGAGAGGUAUCAAGGUGGGACAUACACCCCAGGUACUCAGUGCAGCAGUUGCUGAAAUUGCUGUGAUGCUGAUGCUGAAUGCUGCAAGAAGGGCCCACGAGGGUCGCACUCUUCUAGAAGAGGGAAAGAUGGAAAGAGGUCCCCAGUGGCUUCUCGGUCACGAUUUGAGAGGCUCCACCGUAGGAAUAGUCGGUCUAGGAGGCAUUGGCCAAGAGGUCGUGAAACGCCUGAUUGGUUUUUCAGUUAGAAAAUUCCUGUACACGGGGCACAACAGAAAAAAAGCUGGGGAUGAGCUCGGGGCGGAAUUCGUGUCUCUUGACGAUAUCCUGGAGCUGAGCGACUUCAUUGUCCUUGCUGUGCCCCUGACCCUCGAGACUCGGGCACUCUUCAAUGAUGCGGUUUUCAAUAAAAUGAAAAAAACUGCUGUUCUGGUGAAUGUGGGCCGUGGAGCUGUCGUUCAAACUAGCUCUUUACUCAAAGCUCUCAAGGAGAAGAAGAUAUUCGCUGCGGGGGUCGAUGUGAUUGACCCUGAACCUCUGCCAAGCGAUCACGAAUUGUUGAAACUACCGAAUUUUGAAAUUGUACCGCACCUGGGCUCUGCCACUAUCAAAACGAGGAAUGAAAUGUCAGCUGUUGCCGCUCAGAAUAUUCUGGACGCCCUGGAGAAUCAACCACUCGCCUAUCCCCUGUAGAUGAUUGACAAAGAAAUUUCCCCCCUUUUCUCUAAAAAAUCUUUAAAAUGAAAUAAAUAAAAAUGAAAAAUUUUGUGGGGAUAAGAAAAUCGCGGAGAAUCGCAAUUGUGGAAAGUAUUAUUUCAAUUUAUGGUAUACUUGCAUUUUUAAUAAUAGUCUUUCAAUAUACAGAUUCAGUAAUCAAUCUUA